AUGACGACCGACGCUACCGUCAAGGUCUUUUUCGCCUCGCCGCAGUUCGCCGUCGUCGGUGCUAGCUCCAACCCUGCCAAGUUCGGCCACAAGGUCUUCGUCUGGUACCAAGACCACGCACUCUCCGUAACCCCCAUCAACCCCAUCACCCCCAGCAUCAAGACGCGGCACGGCACCCACCCAACGCUCAAGUCGCUAUCAGACCUGCCGGAACCGACCAACACCUCGCUGUCCAUCAUCACGCCGCCGCCCGCGACCCUGGAGGUCCUGCGCGAGGCCCGCCGCGUCGGCAUCCCGGCCGUGUGGCUGCAGCCUGGUACGUGGGACGACGCGGUCAUGGCGUUUGCGCGGGGCGCGGACGGGAAGGAGGGAAAGGAGGGAAAGGAUGGGGAGGGGUAUCAGGGCGCGGUUGUGGCCGGAGAGGGCGGGGGUGGGCAUGGAGGGUGGUGUGUCCUGGUUGAUGGGGAGGAGGGGAUGAAGGAGGUGGGACAGCUGUAA
Messenger RNA from Anthostomella pinea, 498 nucleotides. The record is from the annotation of a GenBank genome assembly. Lineage: Eukaryota; Fungi; Ascomycota; Sordariomycetes; Xylariales; Xylariaceae.